Messenger RNA from Linum trigynum, 2908 nucleotides. NCBI's taxonomy places the organism in Eukaryota, Viridiplantae, Streptophyta, Magnoliopsida, Malpighiales, Linaceae. The record is from the annotation of a GenBank genome assembly.
AUUCUUUAGAUUCAUCCCAUUUAGCAGAAGAGUAAACUUUAACUUCGACAAAAAUAUUUAAACCAAAUCAUUAAAACUAUAUUGAGAUAAAAAAAAACACACAUCAUGCCAUGUAAUUAAACAAGACAAGAAAAUUAUCCAACGUUGGGUAACCAAUCAUAAGAUACCAAAUGCAACAUUAAUUCUUAGUCUUUUGACAUAUAAAUUAACUGCGAGCGGUACUCUUAAUACAAUGAUCAAAUACUAAUAAUAAGUUCUGUCAAAGAACAGUCUAUCUUUGGACCGACUGUUAUUCACAUGAAUAAUAACUUUAUAAUUAUCACGUAUUUACCAUUAAGGUAUUUGAUUACUUGUUCAGUUAGUGUCGUCCUUUGGGUCGAUCAUUACCCAUAUAAGUAACCUUACACGUACAUCCAUGUAUUCUAAGUGGAAUAAUCUUUCACAAGUGGAGGUUAGUUUGGCAACAUACUGCUAAAAUUAAAUUAAUUAAAAUACCGGACAAUUCUCUCAUAAUCACAAAAUAUCAACAAGUGAUUAAUUACCAUUAAGAGAGAAUUACAAUAAUAAUUUAAAUGAAGGUUUACUCCAUCCCAAGACACAAUGCACUCCAUUAAUAUUUGUCUUUAGACAAAAUAUUAUGUUACACCCCGCUCUUCCCAAAAGUCAAAAUUACUAUUAUACCGUUGGGUCAAGUUCCACCGUAUUAUCAAUGAGGAUUAAAAAUGUGAACCAAUAGUUCUAACGGUGUCGAGUUUCGACCUGAAGUGAGAAAAUUAUGGACGUCAACUGAGUUUCGGAUUGAACUCACCCGUAAAUUAUUAAAUGUCCAAAAUACCCCCUGAACUAAUUAAAACUUAAAGCCAAUCUCGAAGCCCAUAUCCCACUCGGCCUCGCGACAAAAAACCCUAAACUAUCUCCUCUCUCUCUAUCCCCUCGUGCAACCUUUCUUCCCAGGGCUCGAUCGAUUCUCUACCAACGAGGCAGGUGCUCCUCUACUACAGACCAACCAAGCAGGAGAUGGCCAAGCACAGAUGCAUAAUAGGGCGGCGGAUGAACAGAGCGGCAGAACAUACUCUGUUUUAUUUUUAUUGCCAAAUCGGACGGUAUGCCACUGGAUGGAAGAAAACUGGAUGUUCGGCGUCAUCCCCUUCCUACUACGAGAGGUGCAUGCUUGACGUGCCUGCUUGAAUGGUCACUAGCGGCGGCGGAUCGAAUCGCGACGGGAGGAGCAUCGUUGACGAGCUUUGCGACGGGAUCUGUGCUCGGCAAAUAACGGAAACGAAUUAUGAGUUGAUCAACGUCGGGAAGAUCCAAGUCGUGGAUAUGGUCGCGAAGAGGACAAUCCCAGGAUCAUCACGGUGUCGACGAAUCCAAAAUCCAACAUCAGACGGGGGAGAACGGAGCCUCCGAAGUUUGGACACCCGUUCUCCGAAGUUUGGACACAAAAUUGGUCAAGUUCACAUACAGUUCUUGGUAAUUUAAAAAAGUAAGAGCACUGGUACGUAAAUUUUCCAGAAGGGUCAGGGUCAAUAGGUUGACUGGGAGAAGUUCAGAUUUGGUGCCUAGUAUUUUGGAAUCUAACAGAAUUCGUAUUUUGGGCCUAUCUUGUUCGUUUGACGUCCAAACGAGGAAUCGUCGGCGCCUACAUGAUCGUAGAGGUGAGAGGAGAAUUUAAUGGAAGCAAUUCAUGGAAUUUUGGAGCAGAAACAGAGACGGUUUUGAUGGAUUUGAGGUGAGUGUAAAGGGGGUAAAUUCUACGCCUUACGUGUUCUUUCAAGUAUUACGAGCUUUUAAGGAUUGUGAUGAAGUGAUUGUCGUUGUUUGAUUGUGCUUAUGUUUAAUGAUAUGUGCUUUGGCUGAGUUACGAUUUGAAGUGAACUGUGGAUGAGUUUAGUUCCUAUUUGAAGCUUCAUAUUUAUGAGUUGUCGUUAAAGUCUAAAAACAAGUCCUUUUUAAAGAAGUUCUUCACCUUCAAGAAGGUGAAAUCGUUUUAAGAGUUUUUAGUCACUAGGGCUAGUCUAUUGCCAUUUGAGAUAUUGAGAUAGAGCACAGCAGUUAUGCUCAUGAGACUUUUAAGAUGAGCAGUAGUUAUGCUCUUGAGAUAUUUUAAGAUGAGCAGCAGUUAUGCUCUUUAGAAUCGUGGAAGAAGAGCCUUCCACGAUAAGUUUAAGUUUAAGGAAAGCCUGGAGGGCUUCUCGUGCGUAUGAGUUGGGCAACCGGACUAGCUAGUGAGGGAUCCCCAUGUCGGUCAAGUAUUUAAGUCAAGCUUUGAGAUUUAAGAAUGGAGAAUAACAGUAACUCACAUACAGUUUUAAGAGUGGAAGCUAGCUAGAAGAGUUAGAGGAGGAGCUAGAGGAGCAGUUAGAGAGCAGCGAGAUCGAGAGAAACAGUUCGAGGGAAGCCAACUAGAGGGUAACGACACGAGCGUCUUGGAGGUUGUCCAAUCAAAGUUUCCUAUGAGCAGCAGGAGUAGUUGAGACUAGGUAGUUAUUACGUUUUAUGAUUAUGAAUAUAGACUGGAGAUCUAGUUGAGUUUUUUAAAGUUCGAGCUAAGUUGCCCACGUGAUAGGGCGUUGCUUUGAACUACAAGAGUGUGUUUUCAGAAAAAAAAAAUUAUGAAAUGUUUUUAUUGCAAUUUAAGCUUUGAGUGUUUUGAUUUUCAAGGAUAUUUUGGUAAAAUUAGUACCCGGUCGGGGGUUAGGGUGUUACAUAUUAACUUGUAAGUAAUGCCUUAUGAUCGAGUAAUUAAAUAUUGAUGAUAAGAACAUGUGAUAGUAAAUCUACCUUUGGUCCGAUUUAACAUUCACAUGCGAACCAAAUGAUCAUCACAUAUUUAUUACCAUGCGCGCAUAUGAAACCUUAAAUAUCCACCUAACUUUGGACUAGUGAAUACAUAAUUUGUAUGCGC